CCCUGAAUGGGUCCCGUGGUUAUGAUAAGUGUGCUAUCUUUCUUCCGUCCUACCUUGGUGCUGAUAUUCUUAUCUUAUCACGGUCGAAGUGUCCUUAUAAAUAUUUACUUUAACAAUAAAUCAUGUUUAUAACGAAUUUUGAUUUGAUACAGCAGGCCUUAUUUAAAUAUCACAGCGAAGCACCAAGGACACUAUGUCAAAUUUACGAAAUUUUCAAAUUCAGGACAAGAGUACCAAUUCGUCAGAGUCAGUAAGAAGGAAAUUUGGAGCAGGUGUGAUCACAGAAAAGAUGCAGGUGUGUGGGAGUGGACUAGGCUACCUACCGAUAGCCUUGGUGUUGGUUUCCUGCGGGACGUUUAUCGGAUCCUAUGUUAUAGCCGUCCUCAAAAAAGACAUCGCAGCAUAUUUCCCCUAUAUCAGUGACACCGGGACAAAGCCUCCAGAAAGCUGCAUAUUUGGACAGUUCUUAAAUAUUGCUGCAACUAUAGCCUUUUGUACAAUGUACAUCCGUUACAAGUUGGUGGAGAGUCUGACUGGUCAUGAAGAUGGCCGUCUCCGGAGACUAAAUAAAGCAGGCUUGGUACUCGGAAUUCUCAGCUCUCUCGGAUUAAGCAUUGUUGCCAAUUUUCAGGAAACUGUUGUUGAGCCGGUCCAUUUAACGGGAGCUAGCCUCGUUCUCGGUUGUGGAGUCCUUUAUGAAUUCCUCCAAACCUUUCUCACCUACCAUAUGUAUCCAGAGUUUAACGGUCAGUUCAUUGCCCGUGUCCGCCUCGUCUUAUCAGUAAUCUCAGCCGUCAGUAUGGUCACAGCAUUCACUUCAGCUGGAAUAUCCCGAUAUCAAACCGACACAAAAGACAAACUUCAUUGGAAACCAUCCGAGAAGGGAUUUGAUGCUCAUAUUGUGAGUACGAUAUCUGAGUGGAUAACGGCCGUGUUAUUUCUCUUCUUCUUCUUCACAUACGUCAGAGACUUUCAGAAAGUGCGCGUGGAGGUCAAUGCUAAACUGUGCGUGAGACAUUUGGACGAACAGCCAUUACAUAUUCCUGAUGAAAGGUCACCACUGCUGGCGUAGGUCACAAACCUACCGAGUGUCCAACAGGUUUUCAGUUACUGUACUUGCUGGGCAAAAGACAAAAUAAAAAACAUGAUUUAAUACA
This is a messenger RNA of Pecten maximus, 1157 nucleotides long. RefSeq names its product DNA damage-regulated autophagy modulator protein 2-like. Lineage: Eukaryota; Metazoa; Mollusca; Bivalvia; Pectinida; Pectinidae. The coding region runs from base 194 to 1072 and encodes 292 amino acids. The record is from RefSeq and is a predicted model, not a curated record. The transcript is spliced from 7 exons.